AAUGAUAAAAUGCACAAAUACAAAAACAUUAUUUUUCAUUUGUGUUUAUCAGUUAUCCUAUUGUAUCAAACUUAUUAUAACAUAAGUGAAGACUAUUCUUUAAAAAAGUAGUAGCAAUAUAUGCCAUUUUGUGUAGAAGGUUGAAGCAGUGGCGUGUUGCAGAGGGCGAUUGUCUCUAGCCGACUCCGCGUGUCUGUGUACAUUAUCUACUAGUGCUCAUGUGGCGAGUGCGGGUGGCAACACUGUUUACCUCUUGUAUAACAGAAGCAUUUUAUCUACAAGAAAAAAGGAUGGCAUCGACGUAUGUCAGAUGCAUUCAAGGGGAGGAGAAGAUGCAGAUUACUCUGGAAUAUGGUCAUGAAGGAGGCACGUCGCGCGCAUACAAUCUAGAUCGAAAACAGACCGAAGAAGUGGGCACAGCACUUAACAGACUAAAAGUAAAUCUUGCCAAGAAUUUAUUCAAAAAAAAGAAAAAGAAGAAAAAUGUAGUUGCAGGUCUUACUGGUGGAGAAAACAAAGAGGUAGAUGCUGAAAAUACAUUAAAUGUGGUCAUUGUUAAUUCUUGUGGACGAAAAGUGGAUGAAACGAUUCCCAACCAGGUGGCAUGGGCAGAGGGAAACAAACUGAUGAUUGGAGACACCCACGUACCCAUCAUUGUGAACCCCCCAACUGUUAAGUUGCUACCCUUGCCUUCCUCUAUUAUGGCAGGGUUCCCAAUAUUUCCUAGAUUUGAGCUGGAGUUCGCAGACCUACAACAGAGUACAUUCACCUGGCAAAAAGAAGAUGUCUCACCAGUAGAAGAAGGAGCUGGAGUAGCAACAGAAGGUCACCCUGUCAUAAAGAGCACACACCCGAUCUACACCCCAGAUGCAGGAGACAUAGGGUGUCGACUGAAACUUACUUGUGUGCCUGGCAGGACAGGCCGUAGAGGCAGAGAAGACUGUGUUGUGUCUGAUGAAGUACGGCCAGGUCCGGGACCUUGUCCAUUUGAAGCACGGCAAGAGUACACGUCACACAGAACAGAAGAUGGCACUUUCAGAGUUGUAAGUUACAAUAUUCUGGCUGAAACAUACUCAGACACAGAGUAUGCCCGUGAUGUUCUCUUCUCUUACUGUCCACCUUAUGCUCUUGAGAUGGACUAUCGCCGCCAGCUGCUUUUAAAAGAAAUUACAGGUUAUAAUGCAGAUGUGGUUUGUUUACAAGAAGUUGAUCGCAAAGUAUUCGAAAAUGAACUUCUCCCUUCUUUGGACAUGCUUGGCUUCACAGGUGCUCUUAAAAUUAAGGGUCAACAAGGCAAUGAAGGUGUUGCCACUUUUAUACGUUCAGAUAAAUUCAGAAUCAUUAGCCAGCAUGAUGUUUUGCUGACUGAUAUGCUGAUGAACAGCGCUUGUUGCUCUGAUUUGCGAGAAGCUGUUGAGAAGCUGCCAAAACUGAAGGCCAAGAUAGAGGACCGUGGCAAUGUACUCCAAGCUAUGGUGUUGGAGACAGUGCAAAGUCCCCAGCGUCUGCUUAUUGUUGCCAACACACACUUUUACUUUCAUCCUGAAGCUGGGCAUCUGCGUCUUCUCCAGGCAGCUACAAGCCUGAGACAUUUGCAGUCCAUCUGUGAACUGUUUGAGCAACAGGGUAGAGAAAUAUCCUUAGUAUUUUGUGGAGAUUUUAACAGCACCCCACAUCAUGGUGUGAAUGCUUUGAUAACAACUGGAUACAUUCCUGAAGACUAUGCAGACUGGAACGAUGGGGGUGAUGAAGAGAGAAUUCAGGGGCUUCAACUCCAGCAUAGAUUGAAGCUAUCUAGUGCUUGUGGUUAUGUGGACUUUACGAACUUCACACCAAAUUUCCAAGAUAUGUUAGAUUACAUCUUCAUAGACACAAAGAAUCUGUCAGUCAAGAAUGUGGUUCCUUCUUUCACAGUUGAGGAACUCACACUGCACACAGCCAUACCCAGUGUUGUCUUUCCUUCUGACCAUAUAGCACAGAUCUGUGACCUAACAUGGUCUGCCUAGCAGACACAAAAAAGUAUAUGUUCCUAUGUGUUUGGUUGUGUAUUGUGCUGCUGAUCUGAUGCUGUUUAUAGUGCAUCCCUGUUUGUCUUCUGAUUGGAAUAAUUUCAAUAGUUUUAUGAGAAGGUAAUAUGUUUUUAUAUCUUUCAGUGAAAAAAACGACAAGAAAUGACAUGUUUGCACAAUUAAAAGCCUACUAUAGUUAUAAACUGUUAUGCAUUUUUUGUCUAGUAUAUCAUUAGUAUGUUGAACAAUAGAUAUGUAUUCUAGCCACCAAAUGCCCUGCAGUCUUGAAUUUGUCACAGUGUUAGGCAUGCUACAAAAUUUCUGGUAAGCUACCACUUUGCUGGAUUUAUCUGCCCUACAAGCAUGCCUUAAACAUUUCAGAAAGGCAUUAAUGCUUCCCUAAAUUUUUAAGAAAAAUGAUAAAAGCUGGAAGGCAAGUGACACAUUUUAACUUGGGUAUCUCUGCUUUUGAUGGUGGUAACCUAAUUAUGAUCUAUGCAGUUUAUGAUAGUGGUUUAUAUUUUGCAAAUGAUAUUCUGUGUAAUAGGGGUUAGCUGGCUAUUUUUUCUGUUUAUUUUUAUCAUUUACAUGCAUUUAUAAUGUAGGGGGAUACUCUUUCAAAGGAAGAAAUAAAGGAAAAGCGAAAGACUCAUAUUCUGAAUAACUACUACAAUUUUGACACUUUUGCUGUUUGACACACAUCAUAAACUGGUCAGUCAACAUUAAGCAAGCAAACUGCUGAUAUUCUAUAGGCUUAUGAAUGAAUAAAUUUAUGAUACCA
This is a messenger RNA of Pomacea canaliculata, 2790 nucleotides long. RefSeq names its product 2',5'-phosphodiesterase 12-like. NCBI's taxonomy places the organism in Eukaryota, Metazoa, Mollusca, Gastropoda, Architaenioglossa, Ampullariidae. The coding region runs from base 219 to 2006 and encodes 595 amino acids. Gene Ontology annotation, cellular component: mitochondrion. Gene Ontology annotation, biological process: nuclear-transcribed mRNA catabolic process, deadenylation-dependent decay. The transcript is spliced from 6 exons. Gene Ontology annotation, molecular function: 3'-5'-RNA exonuclease activity. The record is from RefSeq and is a predicted model, not a curated record.